Ilex paraguariensis (yerba mate) is the source of this 1152-nucleotide messenger RNA. NCBI's taxonomy places the organism in Eukaryota, Viridiplantae, Streptophyta, Magnoliopsida, Aquifoliales, Aquifoliaceae. The record is from the annotation of a GenBank genome assembly.
AUGCCCCAGAAGCCUGUAGUGACUCGCAGCUUGGUCUCACUACCAGGUGGGGAUCCAUUGUACUUGGAGCCUUUCUGGAUGAAACAUGCAGCUAGUAGUGCAGUCUUAGUGGCUGGUUGGCAUCGAAUGAGCUACCGAUUUAGUGACGGUUCUGUCAUUUCACAAGAACUGGAGAAGCACAUCCGCAAAGUACAUGCCAUUGCCGGAAAUGCAGUUACAGAUGGAAGAUACAUUGUUGUUGGAGCUGGCUCAACCCAUCUCCUUGGCGCAGCAGUUUAUGCCCUUUCCACAGGGAACUCAUCUUCACCUGCAAAAGUUGUUGCUUCAACACCUUAUUACCCGCUUUAUAAACAACAAGUAGACUAUUUCCGAGCAGUUGAUUUUGAGUUUGAAGGGGAUGCAUCCUUGUUGAACAAUACUUCGGAUACCACCUCAAGAAUCAUUGAGUUUGUAACUUCACCAAACAAUCCAGAUUGUCAAUUGAGGAAGGCGGUUCUUAAUGGUCCAUCUGUGAGAACCAUUCAUGAUCACGCCUAUUAUUGGCCACAUUAUUCUGCAAUUCCAGCUCCAGCAGAUGAAGAUCUCAUGAUUUUUACAAUUUCUAAGCUCACUGGCCAUGCCGGAACUAGAUUUGGGUGGGCAUUGGUAAAGGAUGAGGCUGUGUACCAAAGAAUGCUGGAAUAUAUAUCCAUGUCCGAAUUGGUAACCUCUAAGGAUACACAGCUAAGAGCGUUACAGCUUCUGAAAGUAGUCCUGGAAGGAGAUGCAAGGCAAAUAUUUGAUUUUGCAUUCCAUAGAAUGAGAGACCGCUGGGAAAAAUUGAGCAAGACCUUAUCGACGUCAAAACGUUUUUCCCUACAAGUAAUUGCACCACAGUACUGCACUUUUUAUCAGAAAGUCAGAGGACCCUCUCCAGCUUAUGCCUGGUUGAAAUGUGAGAGGGAAGAAGACGGAGAUUGUGCUGUUGUUCUGCGAUCAGCAAAUAUCAUUGGUCGUGAGGGUACCAUGUUCAACACUGGGAGUCGCUAUGUACGUCUCAGCCUUCUCAAGAGGGAUGAUGACUUCAAUUUUUUGCUGAACAUGAUCAAGAAGUUAGUCUCGGAGGAAUAUCGUGCUGAAAAUAUGGGAAGAUUACAAUCAAUCAUUGGUUGA